Messenger RNA from Perkinsus marinus ATCC 50983, 432 nucleotides. RefSeq names its product phopholipase d, putative. The record is from RefSeq and is a predicted model, not a curated record. The annotation marks the transcript as partial. The transcript has 4 exons. NCBI's taxonomy places the organism in Eukaryota, Perkinsozoa, Perkinsida, Perkinsidae. Gene Ontology annotation, biological process: cell motility.
GUGUUGUCAGGUUUUGACCAAAAAUGAAGACCCGUCGCUGCAUAAGUAUUCACUAAGGAUAGUUAACUCGUAUCGAUCGCUAACUGUGAAGUUUCAAAACAGACGACAAUGUUUGUCGUGGAAGUCAUCUCUGGAGCAAGCCUAUGAGGAAUGUCAGUGGAACACACAGUAUCGAUUCUCAGCCUUUGCACCUCCUCGUGCUGGGUGUACUGCUCGGGUACUUGUCGAUGGUCGGGAACAUAUGAGCCAAGUGAUGGCUUGUAUAGAUUUGGCGCAAGAUGAAGUGUUCAUUUCGGGCUGGUGGAUUACGCCGGACUUACCCCUCACAAGGCCGUACACUGAGGGUUGUCUGUUGGUAGAUGUAUUGAAAAGGAAGGCUGAUGAGGGAGUGAAAAUAUUUGUGGUUGUUUAUCAAGAAAUAUCUUUGGCAUU